Drepanopeziza brunnea f. sp. 'multigermtubi' MB_m1 is the source of this 1626-nucleotide messenger RNA. NCBI's taxonomy places the organism in Eukaryota, Fungi, Ascomycota, Leotiomycetes, Helotiales, Drepanopezizaceae. The record is from RefSeq and is a predicted model, not a curated record.
AUGACUUCUACGAAGCCAAAUCCAAGUGGGACAAGCAGCGCCAGUAUGGCUUCCUAUUCAUUUCACGAGCCAGACGCGACCGCCUUCAGUGAUCGCCCGGCAUUUGGUGGAACAUGCUACAGCCCUAUCCCAAGCGCCAGCCAUGUUAAAGUCACGGCAUAUGAUUCCUCCAGCGUUACAGCCACAAGUAUAUGGACAGCGACAGCGACUAACGCCCAAGCAUUUGCAUAUCCUAUAGAAGGCUAUGCAUUAGGUGUAGCUGCCGUCAAGAGCGUCUUGACAGUAGGUGAUACUGUCCUGACAGUUACUGGCAGCAGUCCGCAAGCUUCUAACACUGUAGCUGCCACAUAUACAGUACUCGCAGGAACAAACCCCGCUUUUACGCCAAAUUCCGUGUCCGCAGAUGUCGGAGAUACGGUUGUCGUCCAAUUUACAUCCGGAAACCACUCGUUGACGGAAUCGACCUUCGACCAUCCGUGUGUGGGAUUAUCCGGUGGACACGACUCGGGGUACAUGGCGAAUGUCAACAACGCCAUUGUCCCGACUCCCCAAUACUCUUUUAACAUAUCUCAGAGCACCUCCCAAUGGUUUCAUUCCAAACAAGCAGGCGAAUGCGGCGACGGCAUGGUCCUCGCACUCAAUCCCAGCAACGAGCAAACAGCAGUCCUCUUCCGACAGAACGCCAUAUCGCAAAACGGUACCUCAAGCAACUCAUCAAGCAGCACAUCCACCGGCGUCAAAGUCGGAGCCUCGAUCGGCGCCGUGGCAGGUGUUGUGAUUUUCCUCGGUCUCAUCUUCUUCUUCUUCCGUCGCCACCGUCGCAAAAACCGAGCUGCUUCAAGCGAUGAAGCACAGCACAUGGACCCGGACGCAGCAGCAGGCAACAUGGGACGUUCGAGCUACGCCGACACCGAAAUCGGGAGCCAGCAAUUCAAGGAAUUGAAACCGGUUGUGCCGCCGAAGGGCGUCGGCGAGGAGAUGCACGGCUGGUCGCGCCCGAACGAGCUGGGUACUCCCGGAGGGAUGUUCGAGCCGGUAGAGAUGAUGCAGCCGCCUGUGCCGCCCGUGGAGAUCUACACUCCGAUGGACGGAAACAUAAACUACCCUACCCACAACCCAGCAGAAUCAUCUCCCGCCUGUCGCCAAGCUCGUGAAGGGGAGGAAGAGCACGUCCUUUCUGGCACGCAACAGCACCGCGUCCCAGGUGACGCGCUGCGGCAUCGCGAUCAGGUGGUAGAGGCGGUGGUGGCCGAGGUUUUGUCGGAAGGCGAUGGUGAAGUGCAGACGCAUCGUGUUGAAGCUGGCGAGGCGGAGGAAGCGGUGGGCUUCGACGCGGCUCUCGCGGCUGGUCUGGAGGAUGGAGAGGAUGAAGAGGGGAACUCUGGCGUGGGUGUUACUGCGGUUGCGGUGAAGGUGCUGGGGACCUUGAGCUGGGUACAGUCAGAUCUUGCGGUCGUGGGGGAUGCAGAAGCGCCAGAUCAUUUGGUGGAGUUUGACGACGAGCUUGGGGAAGAGGGGGAAUGUGCUGGGCUGCUGCUGCUGGGCGAAGAGCUGCUGGUGGCGAUCUGGGAGGGCGUGGUGGGAGGUUUGGAGGGUGAGGAUUGCGUCGGUGAGCGUAGCUCUUGA